UUAGUUAAUACUGAUUUAAAGGAAUACACAAAUCAUAGACAUUUCUACUUAUAAGAAAUAUUUGGAAAUGGUCAAUCUCUUUAAAUCAGAAUUAAUUAAAUCAAUUUAAGUCUCUCGUGUACGCGUAAUCACAGAUAGUUGUAACAGUUGGCAAGGAAAAGCUGCGCGCGGCUACAAAGGCUUCAUUGGGCUUCACUUGACCGCAGCCAUAAGGAACAGGAAAGGCUUCAUUUGACUGCCGUACGUCGUGGAGUAGUGUUGAUUGCCAAAAAGUGACAACUGUCAGAGUGUAAACAUUUUUUAAUAAUCAUUCAUUUCGUCGUGAAGAAGUAAUUAAUUCGGUUAUGUUAAAACCAUCGAUGUCUCAUAGUAUCGUAUAUUACAGAGUCUAUUUAACGUGAACUGAUUGGGCGAUCUUCAUUAUGUUUGCUCAAAUAUUCUUAUCGAGGGUUAGAGUUCAAUAGAUAGUUUUUCUUUAAAUUGCUUCAAUGGACUCGGGACGUGAAAUAAUGUUUGCACCUUAAAUAGAAACGUAAUAAUUUAUAUCAAUGUGAAUGUUGCAUUAUAUGUGUACGAAAUAAGCUUAAAAUGCGGACUAGAAAAACACUUGCGGUUUUGGGAGCAGGUAUAAUACUCGCCUGCUGUGUUAUAAUUUAUUUGAUGCUGGAUUUGACACUGUUUCCUCCAGACCAUGAUGUUAGAAUUUCUAUCAAAGAUAAUCAGUGGCUACACUUUGAAAACAGGCUGUCUAAGUUAGAGCAAGAUUUAGAUGAACAUCAUAAAGCUAUGAAUGCUCUUCAAGAAGCACAAAUUAAGAGUGAAUUGGUUCCAAUGGCCUAUGUAAAAAACCAGCUAAAUAAAUCUUAUUCUAUGAGCUCAAACCGAGAGAAAAAGCAGCAUACUUGUAAUUUCAAUAUAGGAAAAAUACCUGAUGUUGAUAUUCAGAUGUUGGAUUUGUAUAAGCAGUUACCAUUUGACAACCCUGAUGGUGGUAUGUGGAAACAAGGAUGGAAAAUUACAUACAAUGAUAAAGAGUGGCAUCCCAAUAGAAAAUUGAAAGUUUUUGUUGUGCCCCAUUCUCAUAAUGAUCCAGGGUGGCUCAAUACCUUUGAGAGGUAUUAUGAAUUUCAAACAAGAAAUAUUCUAAAUAAUAUGGUCACAAAAUUGGCUGAGGACAGGAGACGAAAAUUCAUUUGGGCUGAAAUUUCAUUCUUCAAACUCUGGUGGGAAGAACAGUCUGGUUCUACUAGAGAUUUAGUCAAGCGAUUAGUCCAUGAUGGUCAACUGGAAAUUGUAACUGGUGGCUGGGUAAUGCCUGAUGAGGCUGUGUCACAUUGGAUAGCACAACUUACGCAGUUAACAGAAGGCCAUCAAUGGCUUAAAGCAAACUUAGAUUAUGUUCCAUAUUCAGGAUGGACAAUAGAUCCCUUUGGAUUAUCCCCUACAAUGCCUCAUCUCUUAAAAGGUGCUGGAUUAGAGAAUUUAUUAAUACAAAGAGUACAUUACUCUGUUAAAAAGAAACUUGCUAAGGAUAAGAAUCUUGAAUUCCGUUGGAGACAGCUGUGGGACAAUGAUGGUUCCACAGAACUAUUUACUCACAUGAUGCCGUUUUACAGUUACGAUGUGCCGCACACAUGUGGACCAGAUCCUAAAGUUUGCUGUCAAUUUGAUUUUUAUCGCCUUCCUAAUUUUGGUAUCACCUGCCCGUGGAGGGUAGCUCCACGUAGUAUAACACGAGCAAAUGUAGCGGAACGCGCUGAAUUAUUACUCGAUCAAUAUCGUAAAAAAUCCCAACUCUUUAAGACUGAUGUCGUGUUGGCACCUUUAGGAGAUGAUUUUCGUUAUGCGCACGUAACCGAAUGGGAUGCUCAAUAUGGAAAUUAUCAAAAGCUCUUUGAUUACAUGAAUAAUAAUGAGCAUAUGAAUGUUCAAAUUCAAUUUGGAACCCUUAGUGAUUAUUUUGAUGCAGUAAAAGAGAAGAAACAUAUUAAUGAAUUCCCAACAUUAUCGGGGGACUUCUUUACGUACGCCGAUAGAGACGAUCACUAUUGGAGUGGAUAUUUCACAUCCAGACCAUUUCACAAAAGAUUGGACCGUGUAUUACUAAGUUCUUUGAGAGCCUCAGAAUUAUUGUCAGCGAUAACGUGGGUUAAAGGAAAUGAUCAGUUAGCAGAAGGAAGUCUUGCAUCUCGAAUAACAGAAGCUCGAAGAUGGCAUGCACUAUUUCAACACCAUGAUGGAAUAACGGGAACAGCUCGAGAAAACGUAGUAAUAGAUUAUGCUCAAAAGAUGAUAACAGCUUUGAAUCAUACUGCUCACGUACUCCAGCAAUCAAUAUCCCACUUAUUAAAAAGUCCACAAGGGUCUGCUGUUAAUCUGGAAUCUAUCUACUUUUCAUUAGAUGAAACUAGAUCACAUCAUACCAGCGUUGGAGAUAAAUAUGUCCUAACGCUUGGGGACGAAACUACAUCAAGAAAAGUUAUAUUGUAUAAUUCGUUACCAAGAAAAAGAACGAAGGUCCAAACCUUAAUUGUAUCUACUCCAUACGUAAGAGUAACAGAUCGUAUGGGUCAUCCAGUUAAAUGUCAAGUGUCACCUAUAUGGGUUGGACCUGCUGCAUUAACAGGAACAAGAUACGAACUCUCAUUUCUAGUCAGUGUACCUGGUUUUGGUCUUACCACGUACUUAAUUCAUACUCUUCACGGCACUUCUAUACCGCCGGAUGUGCACUUCGCUAACGUAACAAUUUUUAACACUGCGAUAUCACCUUCCAUAACCGGGUUCAAACAUAUCCAAGUAUUACCCUCGACCCAGGAGUUUUCUAUCACACAACGACCUGAGUUAUCAGCAGCAUUUGGCAAGUCCGGAUUACUGAAGGCCUUACGUGUCAGCGACACUACUUUCCCUGUUCACUUGGAAUUUGUGAAGUAUGGGACUAGAAGCUCUACUCAGGACAAGAGUGGUGCUUAUCUCUUUCUACCUAAUAAGCCAGAGCCAGAUUUAGCUUUUGUAGACGAUGAUCGAAUAAUUCAUUUAACGACUGGCCCUAUUUUAUCGAGGGUCUUCGUUGAACUGCUGCACGUACGUCAUACGUGCACUUUGUUUAAUUCGCCCGGUAGCGAUGGCCUCGGUUUACAUAUACUUAAUGAAGUUGAUAUCACUGAAACGCAAAACUAUGAGUUAGCAAUGAGGCUUGAUACGAACAUUGCAUCCGGUGAUCAAUUUUUUACGGAUCUAAAUGGACUGAACAUGAUUAGGCGUCAGAGAUUUACAAAGUUGCCUACACAAGGGAACUACUAUCCCUUAGCUGCUGCAGGAUAUAUUGAAGAUAAACAAGUCAGAUUAACUGUAGCAACAGCACAGCCUUUGGGUACUGCUUCUAUGGCUUCCGGUCAAAUUGAAAUCAUGCAAGAUCGAAAACUUGUUCAAGAUGAUAACAGAGGACUGGGACAAGGCGUCACGGAUAAUUUGUUGACUAAUCAUCUGUUCAUGUUGGUUUUGGAGAAAAAGAGAGACACUUGCCAGAAGCCAAGUCCUGUAGCAGACAACCCUGCUGGAUUGUUAUCUUUGAGUGGGCAUUUAGCAUCCGAAGAAUUACUACAUCCAGUAAUAGCAGUACACCCAACUACUACUCUGCCGUUUGAACUCAAUGGUAUAUUCUCACCGCUUCGCUUUGAUCUGCCCGUUGAUCUGAGUGUAACAAGUCUCCGAGUGUUUCCUGUACCGGAAGGUGCUGGUAAAGGUCUAGGCAUGGUUUUGCAUCGCCAAGCGAUUGACAUUUGUUGGGGGGAUAACUCAAUUUUGGCACGAUUCAACGUUUCCGAUGCAGGAGAAAUUGACUUGACUAAGUUCCUUAAUUAUAUGGAAGACUGGACGAUUAGCGAAGCUCCACUAACAUUUCAUAAUGUUGGACCAUCUCUAAAAUCUCCCAUAGUGAAUUUAUGUCCACACCAAUUAUUGCCGAUCUUGUUUCAUAAAACGCAAUCUUAACCAUAACUGGUUCGCUACUCUGGGCGUUUCACGAAGCUCCACGUGGGGUAUUUGAAAACUUCACGCUAUUUUUGGCUCCUACUUUGCUGCUAAUCAUUUGUUUUUGAUUGGUUAGUAUAUAAAUCUAAAGACCAAAAUCUGAGAAAAAUAUUUAUCAUGAAAGCAAUUUGAAAUUUCUUGUCGUUUUCGAUGAGAACAUUGUAGAAACAAUUUAGUAGGGCAUGGUAUUUGGUCAAUUUCAUUCUUUUCAAAAUUCACUAGGAUUUCUGGUAUCCCACGUGGACCAGCUAAGGAUUAAGAUGAUUCCACAAUUUCAAUUGAUGUGUAUAAAUAAUUUUAUUGUUCCAUCUUUCGGCAUUACAAGGAAUUUUCUAUUAACCUUAUGUUAUUCUUUCACUUAUUCUAUUAUCCUUGUUCUAAAUUAUUUCUCUCCUAUAGAUUUUAUGCCCGUUUCUCCGUUUCGCCUAUCCUUUUUAGUCUCAAUUUACCAAUCUGCUUCAUUAUCAUUCAGAAUGUCCUCACCCUUUGCUUAUUUUUGCUUUUCUAUCUCAUAUUCUCAUAAAUUUAUGCACUAAAACAUGGAUCAUUUCAUUUCCUCGUUUCUCUCACUGUUUCAAUGCUGUUCCCUAUUACUGCUUUUUCUUUCUCAUUUUUUGAAUAUUCUAUGUAUUUUCUGUAAAUUUCUCUAGCGCGGCACUCUUUCAUGUUCUUAUAUGCUAUUAUCAUUUGUUUCAUCUCCUCUUUUAAUCCCUGCCCUACGGGAGCGUCGACUGAAUAUCGAUUAUGAAGUACGCUAGAAGUGAAGUUAUUACCAAAAUGAGUUAUGCCUGCUAAAGCUAGUGUUAUUAGUAUCUACAAGUCAUCGCAUGGACGCCGGUCAAAGCUGACGUUAGGAGCGAAAGAGUUAACAUCCGUAGUAACAUGUCAUUUGCAUAAACUAAGUUUAGGUUGCAUUGCUAUGACACAUCAGAUUUGCUGUACACAGAUUGAAGAGAUCAAUUAUAAAAUCUGGUCUAACUGCAAUAUAUCGACCAUUCGAAUUUUUAAAUUAUACUGAAAUCAGCAUCGUUGAAACACAAUUUAUAGAAUUGGCCCAGUAGAAGUUAUAAAAAUACUGAACAUGGUCUCUCAGUCGACCGGCCCUCGGCAUAAAUUUUGCUUGCUGAGGAUAACGUAGCCCAGAUUUUCCGCCACUGGUGGACUGGUGUUAUCCAAUUUGUAUCUGUAACAAUAUCAAACAGUACGCCAAUUUAGUGGUGGAAAUAUAUGUAAGAUAAAAUUGAAAUUGGGUCACGAUACUUAUGAUGGUUAUCAAAUCAGCACGUGAUAAUGAAAUAAUGUGAUUUACGAUUUUUUUAAUAGUGAGCAUUUUUAAUGUUUUAGAAUAACUAUGUACAUAAUAUAGAGAUCAUACUGAUACAAAACACAUGCGUACAAUCAUAAUACUCAAAUCAAAUGAUGACGAAGAAAGAAAAAGAUUGUAUAGCUAUAUAGAUUGUAACUUAUAAAAAUAAUUGUGAUUUUUACCCAAGAGCAUGGAAGAAUGGUAUGGCUAGUGCAUUGUGCUUGAACACAGUUAACAUAACUUUCUGCAUUAAAGUUUGAAAAGCCAUUGACUCUAAUGCCUGCAUUAUAAAACGACCGAGUCCUUUACGCCUGGCAGAUGGUUCAAGUUGCAACUCGUAGCUAUACACACAAAGAAAUUAAUAAAGGAUCUGGUUCAUAUGAUUAUGUA
Molecule: messenger RNA, 5725 nt
Organism: Cephus cinctus (wheat stem sawfly)
Lineage: Eukaryota; Metazoa; Arthropoda; Insecta; Hymenoptera; Cephidae
Gene: alpha-Man-IIa
Product: alpha-mannosidase 2
Exons: 7
Coding region: 589-3990 (1133 amino acids)
Biological process (GO): N-glycan processing; mannose metabolic process; protein deglycosylation
Cellular component (GO): Golgi membrane
Molecular function (GO): alpha-mannosidase activity; carbohydrate binding
Source: RefSeq, a predicted model, not a curated record